AUGACACGAGCUGGUGUGUCAUAUAGCGAGCCCGGUACCGCACUAGCUCUCUGCCCAGUCUUUGGAUACCUUGUCGACAGAGUUCAUACCAGGAAAUUCCCAUUCCUAAGCGCCCUCGUCAUUCUAGCCGGAUGUAUGGUAAUCCAACACACAUCUCACUCCUUAGCAAUUUUCAUCGUCGGUCGGCUCUUGCAAGGCUGUGCAGCUGCAUUAGUCGUCGUUGUAUCAUUCGCCCUCUUGAACGAUUCUGUACCAAUGGAGCAUCUCGGCCAGACGAUCGGAUACUUAGGGUCAGCGAUAGCACUCGGCUUUCUGCUAGGACCAUUCUUGGGAGGUAUUGUUUUCCAUGCAGGUGGGUAUAAUGCUGUAUUUUAUGUUGCAUACUCGAUUAUUGCGGUCGAUUGUGCGAUGCGCGUGGCUAUGAUUGAGAAAAGAGCUGCUACACAAUGGGAGCAGGAAUCCGUAACGGAGCAGGACUCGGAACCGAAUGGAAAUGUCCCCCGUCCUGGUGCCGAGUCUGCAUCAACCGAGCAGAACCAGGAAAAUAGACAGACUCCGAGUCAAGAUACUAAGUUCGCACUGUUUCGAAUUCUUCAGCAGCGCCGAGUACUGCUUUCGUCAUGGGCACUUUUGGUACAAGGAAUUCUGGUUUCUGCAUUUGACGCUACACUUCCGAUAUUCGUUGAGACUCGAUACGGCUGGUCAGAGAUUGGAAUGGGUCUGAUAUUCCUUCCGAUGGCGAUCCCGGCCUUUCUCGAGCCACUUUUUGGCUUCAUCACAGACCGCUGUGGCGCCCGACUUAUCGCCUGUGGCUGCUUCUGUCUGCUAUGUCCAGCACUUAUAUGCCUUCGCUUCGCCGAGCAAGAUGACUUGCCAUAUAUGGCUCUUCUAAUCAUCCUUUUGUUCUUGAUCGGUGUGUUCAUUCACGCCUGCACGCCAGCAAUGUUUGUCGAGACACAACGGGCCUUGAGUGCGAUGGAAGCCGAAAAUCCAGGCUGCCUUGGCCCAACCGGAGCAGUCGCACAAGGAUUUGGGUUACAGAGCAUGUGCCAGUUUGCGGGGGUGUUCUUCGGGCCACUCUGGGGUGGAUUUGUGGAGUACCGGUUUGGGUGGGGCGCCAUGUCAGGGUCAUUGGGGAUGUUGGCUGCGUUAACGGCGGUGCCUAUGUUGUGGCUUAGUUCAGAUGAACAUGAAGAGGACGAUGAAGAUCGAGAGCCACUAUUCAGGUGUUAG
Molecule: messenger RNA, 1233 nt
Organism: Penicillium malachiteum
Lineage: Eukaryota; Fungi; Ascomycota; Eurotiomycetes; Eurotiales; Aspergillaceae
Product: MFS transporter
Exons: 4
Coding region: 1-1233 (410 amino acids)
Biological process (GO): transmembrane transport
Molecular function (GO): transmembrane transporter activity
Source: RefSeq, a predicted model, not a curated record